GUGACGAUGACGGGCAGGUGGAGCAGGGGAGUGCCCAACCCGUGACGGCACAAUCGAUGGGGGAGCAUGGCGAUGUGCUCAGCCGAGGUGGAGCGGGUGAGACGGUGACAGGGCGCCCUGCAAAUGGUCGCCCGCCACCUCAAAAGAAGCAAAAGGUGCCAUGGACGUUGGGUGAGCGGGUAAAGCUUGCACUUUUGAUGAGUGAGGAUGAUGCUCUUAUGGCGGAUGCUCAUGGCCAACACCAUUUCAAGCAGAAGAAGGAGCGGUAUGAAUGGGUGAAGGACAUGAUAAAGGACGCCGACUUCAAACACCGGAGCGCAGAAGAUUGCCGCAAAAAGUGGUUAAACGUGCUGCAGACGGCGAAACUCAUCGUUGAAAAGUGUGAAGCAUCUGGUCAGCCGUCGUAUUGGGAUUUGUCUGUGGAGGAGCGAAAGGAGAAGAGUCUCCCACUUUCGUUUGAGAAGGCAUUGUGGGACGCUAUGCAGCGGCAGCUAAAUCGGUCGUGGAUGAAGUGCGACAGUACGCUGGCUUCGGAGAACCUCACGGCGGGGAGUGCAGAUGCAUCGCCGAGUGGAGGAUCAGAGGAGAGAUGUGCCCAGGACUCCGACAAUGCUGCGAAGAAGAGGUGGCCAGCCAGCGGGAAGACGGGGAAGGAAGAGGCGAGUAGUAGUGUGAGCCCGUUGGGGAGCGCCAUGGAAGAUUCGACUCGCUCUUACUGUGAUGGCCUGGAUAAAGCGGCCAGCACUCUAGCCAAAGCCACCGCAGACACUGGCACUGCAAUCGCUCUUCCGAUAGGAGAUGUGGCUGAAGCGAUGCGGGGUGGCAACACGGUCCUGGAAUUGCUGGUGGGGGUUCUCGCCCGCCGGGGGGCGAACGAAGGUCCUGGUGGUGAAGGUGGGCGGGAAACUGACCCAUGAUCACGGUGAUGUAUCUAUAUAUAUAUAUAUAUAUAUAUAUAUAUAUAUGUAUAUAUGUAUGGACCCGCAUCG
Messenger RNA from Chara braunii, 989 nucleotides. Lineage: Eukaryota; Viridiplantae; Streptophyta; Charophyceae; Charales; Characeae. The record is from the annotation of a GenBank genome assembly.